Molecule: messenger RNA, 2676 nt
Organism: Glycine soja
Lineage: Eukaryota; Viridiplantae; Streptophyta; Magnoliopsida; Fabales; Fabaceae
Product: protein WVD2-like 3
Exons: 7
Coding region: 1216-2394 (392 amino acids)
Biological process (GO): microtubule cytoskeleton organization
Molecular function (GO): microtubule binding
Source: RefSeq, a predicted model, not a curated record
CUGUGGCUGUGGCUGUUUUUUAUUAAAAAAAUUAUUGCCUAAUUUAAUGGGUUGUUCAACUAUUGCUAUUACUAUUAUUUUCUGGGUCAUUGACCCUUUGGGUUGAUGUUUUUUCUAAUGGGCUUCUGUUUGGUUGAUGGUAAAAAAAAUUGAAGUGAAGGUUUUGGUUACUUUCUGAGAAUGUGUCCAAUGGGGUUGAGGAAGAGGAAGGCAAAUCUGUAUACAUGUUGAAUUUGAAUUCUGUUUUUCCUUUUUCGUUUUUCUAUUGCAAAAGUGUAGAUAAUAUGGUUCAAAGUUUGAGUUUUUUGGUUUUUGGUUCCUGGAAAAGCAUUUUUUGCACCAAUAGCUUUUGCAUGUUUUGAUCCAGUUUUGGAAAAAAUAGUGUAACCAUUUGGAUUUGAACUUCAGGAUUUUCGUUUUAACUUAAAAUAUAGUUUAUAGACGUUCAUUACGUUUGUGAUUUAUGGUUUUUUCUUUUAUUGAAUUUGUCGGUGAGAAACCAAUAUGUAAGAUAUUUUCUUCAUUGAUGUUGGAGCUUGAGAAAAUUCAAUGUGUCUUUAUUUCUUUAAACUAUGUAUCAUGUUUUCCUUGGGAUGAUCUGCAUGGUUAAACUUUAAAAUUUGUAUGUCCGGCUCUUCUUAAUUUCCUUGCUUAACACCAUUUUUUUCUCCGACAUAUGAUGUCUUGUUUUGGAUGUAGUUGAGUUGUUGAUUUUGAAUUAUUAGAGAGUCUUAAUCAUUGAUUGGAGACACCCACCAACCAAUUUGAUUGCUUUCCUUUUGCAUGUUUUAGUUUUUCCUGGGUGCUUUACUGCUUUUAAGCCUGGAAUUAGGUAGACAAUUGAUUUUAUUCCAUGAUUUAUGUUAAAUAAUGCAGAUAUGCUUCCAUGCAAUUCUGUCAUGCUAGUUACUUUAGUUUUCAAAUAAUCUUUUGACCCUUGGUUUCACCUUUUUGGUUGAACACAACGAUUAUGAUCUUUAGAGAAUAUUCUCAUCUUGCCUUGGGUUUAUUAAAUUUUAUAAGUACAUUUAGGCAUGCUAGUUGUUACAGUGUUUAUAUGUGACUGUCAGAAUCAACUGUGGUUAUAGUGAGGAGAAGAUAGCCCAAUUAGUGAAGCUGGCAUAGUUGUAAUGAAUGUGUUCCAGCCUUCCAGGAGAGAACAAUAGUUUCAAGUUUCAAAGAUAGCACCAAGAUAAUUCUCAAAACUAUUGUGCAAUGGGAGUGGAAGAUACAGAUAUUUGUAUCAUCAAGGAGCCAGAUCAUGUUGUAGUCUAUUCAGAUGGCAUUUCUCAUGAUUCGGGUCAUGAAGCUGGAAGUGGUCAUCACAAUAUUACAGAGUCGUAUGAACAAAUCAAUGAGACUACUGAACAUCAUAGUUCAGAGGAUAGUGCAAAGGAAUAUGAGGUGAAGGAAUGCACAACAGAAGUUUCUGUUAAGGUCUCUGAUGUCUCUAAUGUUAAAAAAUGUGAGGAUAAGUUAACCUCAGAUUCUGAGGGUGUCGUCAGUGAGAAAAGUUUUAAAUCUAACAAAACAAGGGGUAAGCAUAAGCCACGAGAUACCGGGAAGAAUGGAACAAGACCUCCUGUUACAGGCAGUGCCCAAAUCAAGCCCACAGUUCCACAACCGUUUUCCCUAGCAACUGAAAAGCGUGCUUCGGUUGCAACUCGUCCUGCUUUUGAAGAAGACAACAAGGGCAGUAACAAGAGAAAAUCUUUAAACAAAAAAAAUGUGCUAUCUUCCAAUAUGUUUAAACAGAAUCAGUUGAAAUCUCCUGUAGUUUCAAGAAAGCCAUUGCAACCUGAUAACAAGAAGCAUCCUGAUGAUGAUGAUUCUUGUUCAGUUGCUUCAAUAACUGCAGCUUCUGUGCGAUCAAUCAAGUCCAGGACAACUGUUGCUUCUGCUCCUGUGUUUCGGUCCAGUCAACGUGCAGAAAAACGGAAGGAGUUUUAUACAAAAUUAGAGGAAAAGCAGCAAGCAAUGGAAGCUGAGAAGAAUCAAAGUGAAGCUAGGACCAAGGAAGAGAUGGAGGAAGCUAUCAAGCAGCUAAGGAAGAGUCUAACUUUUAAAGCAAGCCCUAUGCCAAGCUUUUACCAUGAAGGGCCCCCUCCUAAGGUUGAAUUGAAGAAGCUACCAGCAACGCGAGCAAAAUCUCCAAAGCUGGGCCGGCGAAAGAGCAACAAUGGUGCAGUUAAUUUAUCUGAAGGGGACAAGGAGAAAGGAGCUGGAAUCAGGAGAAAGCAUCACACACUUAAGACAGACAACUAUGGUGAUAAGAGUGAUGUAAAUGGCUUAUCUGACCUCAAAAACAAGACCAAGCAUAUUGAAGAAAUUGAUGCGACCGAGGUAACUGGACAAGCAGACUUGGAGAUUGGCAGCCAGUGCAGUUUUCAGUGAGAUUAGAUUCUCAUUUUUCUAAUUUAUAUGUAUCCGGGGACUGUGGACUUGUUUCUUGCAACAAGCAUCUUCACUUUGUUUUUCCUUUUAACUUAUGAGCACUUGCUGCUGUGUGCAUUGUGUAAGUAGUGAAAAAUGUUUAUUUGUAAUUUAUUUCAAAUUAUUUGUAAAAAUUCAAUCCUGUUGCUCAUAAGAGCAAUUUGAGCAUUUGUUUGUCUGCCUGAAGUCCAGGAUCAGAUUGUUUGAAGUGACCAUUAAAUAAUGCUGUUCGAUUAACAAUAA